This is a messenger RNA of Crotalus tigris (Tiger rattlesnake), 2512 nucleotides long. It is a transcript of the gene IPCEF1, whose product is annotated as interaction protein for cytohesin exchange factors 1. The record is from RefSeq and is a predicted model, not a curated record. NCBI's taxonomy places the organism in Eukaryota, Metazoa, Chordata, Lepidosauria, Squamata, Viperidae. The transcript is spliced from 12 exons. The coding region runs from base 157 to 1449 and encodes 430 amino acids.
CUGUCUCCUUUGAGAAAGUAGAGAAGGUGGGACCACUGGCAGAUUCUUUAGAACCCCUAGCUCUCUGUUUUUUACCAUCGAAGCAAACUUUUUAGAUGCAAUAACAAAAGUAUAUCUUGUUUUGCUGCAGCAUCUCCAUUUAUUUCAAUACUUUGGAUGGCAGCUGAUGGCAGAGCCACUAUCCCUUUGCGUCAGAAGACGAGGAAGAAAAAUCAAGGUGUUUACAGCAUGAGUCGCCGAAGGAUCUCAUGUAAGGAUCUCGGACUGGCUGAUUGUCAGGGAUGGCUGUAUAAAAAAAAGGAAAAAGGAGGCUUUAUUGGCAACAAAUGGAAAAAGUUUUGGUGUGUCCUGAAGGCUUCAUCAUUAUAUUGGUACAGCAAUCAACUGGCAGAGAAAGCAGAAGGCUUCCUCAACCUUCCAAACUUCACAGUGGAUCAAGCAACAGAAUGCAAGAAAAAACAUGCGAUGAAGAUCACACAUCCACAGAUCAAGACAUUCUAUUUUGCAGCAGAAAAUGUGCAGGAAAUGAAUAUAUGGCUAAAUAAAUUAGGCGUGGCAGUCCUAGACAAACAGGCUAAUAAAAAGAAUGAAGAAGAAUGCUAUAGUGAAAGUGAGCAUGAAGAUCCAGAAAUAAAUGCAGAGACACCACCCCCUCCAUAUUCAGAUCAGUUGCUGCUGUCUGAUUUGGCCCGACAAGAGCUUUCCUCAGCAUCACAUCUUUUAAAUGAAGUACCACAUUCCUUAUCUUCCCCAGAAAGCAGUUCAAUGAAAACCCAAGGCUCGUCUUCCUCAUUGUGCAACCUGUUGCAGUCGGAGAGGCAGUCAUGGCUUGACUUAAUUAGCAGCUCUUCUGCUCAAGGAGAAGUGGACAAUCAACCUCCAGCUGCUUGUGGUAACUCUGCAAUUACUGAUUGCCAGUUGACAGACUAUAAUGAAACAGUGGAAAGUUUCAGAUCUGAGGAAAACAUUCAGAAUACAGCGAAUGAAGACAGAUCUUCAUUAGACAAUGCAGAUAAUAACUUAGCUGUACCUGGAAAAAUAGCAUCAGCAGCUGUAAGUAAAGAUCGUAUCAAAUCUUCUGUGGAUGAAAUGGAGAAACUGUACAAGUCUUUAGAGCAAGCAAGUUUAUCUCCCAUUGGGGACCGGCGACCUUCUACUAAGAAAGAGUUGAGAAAGUCCUUUAUCAAAAGGAGUAAAAACCCUUCUGUAAAUGAGAAACUUCAUAAAAUCCGAGCUCUGAAUAGUACCUUAAAGUGCAAAGAACAUGACUUGGCCAUGAUAAACCAGCUGCUGGAGGAUCAUCAGCUAACAGCAAACAAGUAUAGAGAGUGGAAGAAUACAAACUCCAUUUUGAUUCAAGAUAUCUACCAGCCACCAGCCGGUCUGACUACAACUGAAGGAGAGAACACAGAAUCAGAAAUGACCACACAGUCAUCUUGCAUUGGAUGAUUAGUAUUCAAUGGAAAUACUAUUUGAAGACAGUGAAUUUUCCAUCACUGAUCUCUUCAGUCAUUCAGUUUAAACUGCCACAUCUUCAGGUUUUGCUUCCAUUGGUACUGGUACUUUUUGUACUGGAACAGAGCAGCCUUGGAUUAACCAAUAAGCAAGAUAAGCACAUGCUUAGGGUACCAAGGAAGGGGGGCACAGUAGAGUUUUUUCUCCUAGUGAUCAUGCCUUUAAUUUGUUCACUGCCACACUCAACUUUAGUUUUCAGCACUUACUGAGUCUUAAUAUAUUGUCAAUUAAGCAAUGGAAAAGUUGAGGAGCAGCAUUGGGUUUAGAUCAGGGAUGUCAAACCGCCGGCCCACGGGCCGGAUAUGUCAUGCCAAAACUGUACCCACCCCAUUGCUGGCAAUGGAGAAAAUGUCACAAUACGUUGCAACACAUCAUAUGACGUUGCGAGUUUGACACCCCUAAUUUAGAGCAUCAACUGACCUUAAUUUGGCCCUGGAACACAGAGUUUGUUGCCCAGAGCAUGACUUUUCCUUUCCAUUUUCCAUGAAGAUAGGAAAAAUCUCCUCUAAUGAUCACAUCACGAUGCAACUCUUGUUACAGUUCUAAGAAGAACAUUUAUCUGGUGGGUGAGAAUUGGGAUUCUGUUUUGUAAAAUCAGUCAACUUUGCUAUAAGUAUAAUAUUUUAGGAAAUACAUUUCUUGGUUUUCUGAAUGUAGGGUAUAUACACAAGAAGACGGGUCAUUUUAAAUUUGGUUGAGAGAGUAGCAGAACAUUUUAGGCUGGAAAAAAACUACCAGGGUACGAAUUAUACAAAAUGCACAAUUUUGCCACAGCUUAUCAAUGCUUUAAUUGUUUCUGCUGACGGACUGUUUUUAGUCACAGAAGAAAUAAAUAAAAGAAGGUUGGUGUUUGUAUUCUGUAUAGCCUUCUCAUGAUCUAUUCAAAGGAUACAGUUUCAGUCAUAAUAUCUUCAGGUUUAUGAAAAAAUCCAUUUAUCAUAUCAGCGAAAUUGUAUUUGAACUGUUUUUUAUGAGCAAAUAAAUUCAUUGGCCAAAA